Pseudophryne corroboree (corroboree frog) is the source of this 1679-nucleotide messenger RNA. It is a transcript of the gene EMC3, whose product is annotated as ER membrane protein complex subunit 3. Lineage: Eukaryota; Metazoa; Chordata; Amphibia; Anura; Myobatrachidae. The record is from RefSeq and is a predicted model, not a curated record. The coding region runs from base 173 to 958 and encodes 261 amino acids. The transcript has 9 exons. Gene Ontology annotation, biological process: protein folding in endoplasmic reticulum. Gene Ontology annotation, cellular component: membrane; EMC complex.
GAACAUUCUAAGACAGACAGUAACUGACGUUUCCCUCGGCCAAUCAGGCUGCAAGGGGAAGUAGUGACCGCCCAAUCGGGGCAGCGGAUCCUCGCACGGAGGAGAGAGGGGGAAGCGCAGUGAAUAAAAUCAUCAUUGUGUCACCAUAAGAAACCAGCGCUUUCCUGCCACCAUGACGGAGCCGGAGUUAUUGCUGGAUUCCAACAUCCGCCUGUGGGUUGUCCUUCCCAUCGUGUUUAUUACCUUCUUUGUGGGUAUGAUCCGGCAUUACGUCUCCAUCCUGCUGCAGAGCGACAAGAAGCUGACGCAGGAGCAGGUGUCUGACAGUCAGGUGCUGAUUCGCAGCAGGGUUCUUAGAGAAAAUGGCAAAUACAUCCCAAAACAGUCCUUUCUCAUGAGGAAGUUCUUCUUCAACAAUUCAGAAGAUGGAUUUUUCAAGAAGACGAAGAGGAAAGUGGUUCCUCCAUCUCCUAUGACUGAUCCCACAAUGCUAACAGACAUGAUGAAAGGGAAUGUGACCAACGUUUUGCCCAUGAUCCUCAUCGGUGGCUGGAUCAAUAUGACCUUCUCAGGAUUUGUGACCACUAAGGUACCGUUUCCCCUGACUCUUCGCUUCAAGCCGAUGCUGCAGCAGGGGAUCGAGCUUCUGUCCCUGGACGCUUCCUGGGUGAGUUCUGCCUCCUGGUACUUCCUCAACGUGUUCGGCCUGAGAAGCAUCUACUCCCUGAUCUUAGGCCAGGAUAAUGCUGCAGAUCAGUCCCGGGUGAUGCAGGAACAGAUGACUGGCGCAGCCAUGGCGAUGCCAGCCGAUACCAACAAGGCUUUUAAGACGGAGUGGGAAGCGCUGGAGCUGACGGAUCAUCAGUGGGCCCUGGAUGACCUGGAGGAGGAGCUGAUGGGGUCCGACCUAAACUUCGAGGGAAUGUUCAAGAAAGAACUGCAAAACGCCAUGUUCUGAAACUUGGCUUCAGAGCUUACAUUCAUCUGUUUACCAGACUCCGAUACCCGCUUCACCUUCCAGGCACCUGGAUUAAUACUGUGUACAGUAGUGCUCCGAGCUUAGUAACCAUACAGCUGGUUAGAAGUAUUUAUUUCCCGGUAGCUAUUCGUCAUGAACAGGACGUCAGACCCAGAGUGACUGUGAAUUCAGUAGGAAGUAGCCGGCUGUUACCCUGGUUCCACUUCAUGCCCGUCCUCCCUCCCACAGUAAGGAACGUUACAAGGGCAUAGGUAUAGUGGGGUCUCAAGCUUCUGUAUCCAAGCGGCAUCAGUGCUUCAGUUUUAUUUAAUAAUUAUUUUAUUGCAGUGUAAUAAGUUAAUGGCAUUAUUAUUCAUAAAAAAUAGAAAAUUGAGGAUAUAUUGAAAAUAAUAAUUUCUAAUUUAUUAGUUUGCAGGAACAGGUAGAGAAGCAACUGUCUGCAUACUUUGGGGUAUAUGCAAUUCCGGACGAAUUGCGCCUUUUUUUGCCAGUUUUUUAAUUAGACACAAUUCGGCCGUUGAAUCCCGGCCGGCGGGUGCCGGAAUUCGACAUAUUCAAUUAAAAACGGAUUCGACAGUCCCGCUGUCGAAAAACGGACCAAUUGACGGAUAAGUGCGUCCUGGAUUCGACUUUUCGGACGGCACAAAAAUGGUUAAAGAACCCUGAAAAAUAUUGCGUGGGGUCCCCCUUCCUAAGCAUA